UAUAUGUUCUGUGGGCGCAGUGAGUGGUGCACUGUAUGCAACGGUAUGGUGGUGCGUGCGUCGUGGCUGAUUUGUUGCACAUUGCAAUAGGCGUGACAGUCUCGGUACUCGCGAUGGACGGUGGCCUAGCAAUACCUGUUGCAUGUCCUUGUUGUAUGGAUUGGUUAACCUUACUCGCUCGCCAGCAUUUCUCUUAAAUAAGAUUUUCGGCCACCGCGAGACCAUAGACAAGGGCAAGGCAAAGGAUGUGCCGCAUUCGAUAUCGUUGACAUUCCUCCGUCCUCCGUCAGAGACGCGUGUUUGAGACGGUUGUGUGCGCGUGCGUGAUGUGCAUAUAUAUAUAUAAAGAUACAUGUAUGUGUAUAUAUGCAUGUGUGUGCGUCGUCACAAUACGUCGUCUCUCGUCACGCCGUACCGCGUCGGGCGGUCUAGCGGCGGCGGUUGCGAGUCGACAGUUCCAAAAAUUCUCUCCGUCCGUGAUUUAUUCGCCGGUGGCGCGAACAAGCGCACCUGUGCGAAAUAGGAAGAUAUGGGCAUCGUGCAGAGUCGCAACAGUGAGAACGAUGCGGAUGGUGGUGUACGUGAAGUUUUCGUCGGCAGUGUCAAGGCCGGCGUGCCUCGUCACUCGUAUCAGUCCGGCAUGGGCAUGGGUAGCCUGGGUGGACCUCACACGCGUAGCGGCAGCAUGCGUAGCGCGCCGAGACAGCCAAUGCCAGAUGCCAUUGAGCUCGAGAGGCGGUUCACCAAAGUACUGGCCUCCAUGGAUCUACCACCAGAUAAAGCGAAACUUUUAAAACAAUAUGACAACGAAAAAAAAUGGGAUAUCAUAUGCGACCAAGAAAGAGUACAAGCUAAAGAUCCACCGUCCCAUUAUCUGGCGAAGUUGCGUACUUAUUUGGACCCUACAGCAUCACGAAGCCACCGAAAAAGAAAAAUAGUCGGUGAAUCUACGUCGACCCAAGUAUUACGUGAUUUGGAAAUAUCCUUACGCACAAAUCAUAUUGAAUGGGUGAGAGAAUUCUUAAACGAAGAAAAUCAAGGUCUGGAUGCACUGAUAGACUAUCUCAGCUUCAGGCUAUUGAUGAUGCGGCACGAGCAACGACUCUUGGAAUCUCACACGAAUUCCGAGGAGAAAUUGCAAACUGGUAUUGGUGACACUUUAUCAUUAAACAAUGGAUGUUUGAGGCCGCCUCUUCAUGAACUUAAAGACAGUCCUGGAGUCAAAAGGAGAUCUCGACAUGUAGCACGCUUAAAUAUGGGUGAAGCAAAGGAUGAUAUUCAUGUUUGUAUACUGUGCAUGCGUGCUAUUAUGAAUAAUAAGUACGGAUUUAACAUGGUUAUUCAACACAGAGAAGCCAUCAACUGCAUUGCACUGAGUUUAAUCCAUAAAAGUCUGAGAACAAAAGCUCUAGUGUUGGAGCUUCUCGCCGCGAUCUGCCUGGUGAAGGGCGGCCACGAGAUUAUUUUGUCAGCGUUCGAUAACUUUAAAGAAGUGUGUUCUGAGAGGAGAAGAUUUACGACACUUAUGGCGUAUUUCACCCAGUACGACAGCUUCCAUAUAGAGUUUAUGGUUGCCUGUAUGCAAUUUGUCAAUAUCAUUGUACACUCAGUUGAAGAUAUGAACUUCAGAGUACAUCUGCAAUAUGAGUUCACGAAACUUGGAUUAGACGAGUAUCUUGAGAAGCUCAGACAUACGGAGAGCGAAGAUUUGCAGGUUCAAAUUUCAGCUUACUUGGAUAACGUAUUUGAUGUAGCUGCCUUGAUGGAGGACAGUGAAACAAAGACCGCGGCAUUGGAGAAAGUUGCAGAAUUAGAAGAUGAACUUGGUCAUGCUCACGAUCGUAUGACAGAAUUAGAAAGAGAAUCACUUUCGAAAUUGGCGGAAUUGGAAACGGAAUUGGGCGCGAUCAAAGUGGAGUAUGCUGAGGCCUUAGAAGCACGUAAAUCAGUAGAAGAGGAACUUGCGACUUUGAAAAAGCAGAGACAGGAUUCCGCUCGAAGGCAGAGCGUUCUUGAGAACAAGAUUAUUGAGCUGGAGAAUCUCACAGGAACACUUACGAAAGGCUCGACAGCCGCUAAUCUACGAAAUGGCACCACAAUUAGUCCUCUGAGUAAUUCGGACAAUAUCACAUCCGAGACAUUCGCUUCAACACCGUCGCCGACGUUAAAUGAGGUACUUCCAGCGGUUCCAGUACCACCACCUCCACCUCCGCCACCAUGUCCACCGCCGCCCCCUACCGCAUCUUCAUCUCUCGGAGAUCACAAGUUACCACUGUCUGCCCCGAUACCUCCACCACCUGCUGGCAUGAUGCAAGCACCCAAUGGAGCAAUGACCAUUAAACGAAAAGUCCAAACAAAGUACAAACUUCCCACACUCAAUUGGAUCGCUCUGAAACCUAAUCAAGUGCGGGGUACCAUUUUUAAUGAAUUGGACGACGACCGUUUACACAAUCAGAUUGACUUUUCUGACUUCGAGGAGCGAUUCAAGAUUGGCAUGAGCGGACAUGUGGCCAACGGCAACAGUGAAAUUGACGGCCUUCAAAGUUUUCCAAGUAAACGGUUUAAAAAAUCCGAAAACGUAUCACUUUUGGAACACACAAGACUGCGAAAUAUUGCUAUAUCGCGCCGAAAAAUGGAAAUGCCGGUCGAGAAAGUGAUAAUGGCGGUUAAUGCUCUCGAUUUGAAAGUCCUUUCACUUGAAAAUGUGGAGCUGUUACAACGUAUGGUACCUACGGAUCAAGAAAUCAAGGCAUAUCGCGAAUACAUUAUAGAGAAGAAAAAUGUCAAUUUGUUAACAGAAGAAGAUAAGUUUUUAAUGCAACUCGGUAAAGUAGAGAGAAUCUCCACCAAGCUGUCAAUUAUGAACUACAUAGGAAACUUUUUCGACAAUUUGCACCUUAUUACGCCACAAAUACACGCUGUGAUAUCCGCGUCCAGUUCGGUUAAGGGUUCGAAGAAGCUGAGAUCAGUAUUAGAAAUUAUUCUUGCCUUCGGUAACUACUUAAAUAGUAGCAAACGAGGCCCUGCGUAUGGAUUUAAAUUACAAAGUUUAGAUACAUUGUUAGAUACGAAAUCUACUGAUAAAAGGAUGUGCCUUUUGCAUUAUAUCGUCGCCACAAUACGAAUCAAAUUCCCGGAGCUCAUUAAUUUCGAGUCUGAAUUGAUGUACAUCGACAAAGCUGCGACAGUUUCACUGGAGAAUAUUAUGACGGACGUUCACGAGUUAGAGAAAGGCAUGGAUCUCGUGCGAAAAGAAUUUGAGUUACGCGGUAAAGAGAAACAUAAUAUGGUAUUGCGUGACUUUUUGAACAAUUCUGAGGAGAAGUUACGUCGUUUGAAACUUGACGCGCGUACCGCCAGUGAAGCGUUUCGAGAAUGCGUCGAAUUCUUCGGUGAAAGCCCGAGGCAGGCCGACGCCAAUACCUUCUUCUCUCUUCUUGUUAGAUUUGCGAGAGCAUUUAAGGCAGCAGAUCAAGAAAAUGAACAGCGUCGUAGAUUGGAGGCUGCUGCGGCGGAAGCUUUAAAUACUUCUGAAGAAGUUAUAAAACGUAAUAAAUUAAAUCAGAAGAAACAACAGGAUGCUGUUAUAAAUGAGUUGAAGAACAAGACCCGAUUAGUGCAAGAGAAGAAGUUACUGCAACAGGAUGAAGUGUACAACGGUGCUCUGGAGGAUAUUCUCCUUGGUCUUAGAUCUGAGCCAUACCGUAGAGCAGAUGCCGUAAGACGUAGUCAACGACGACGUAUCGAUAAUCAUAGACUCUCGCGCACUGCCGAGGAGCUUGAACUCUAAUUGUUUGGCAUUUCUGACAUGCAUUUUGCAAAAUUUCUCUAAUCCGAAUUUUGCCUUGCCGUUUCAAAGUUUUGUUGUAAUUUAUAUGGGCUUUAUAUAAAUAUAAUGAAAUAUUGAGAAUCGACAGAGAAAAAUACCAAUAGUUUGAGAAUACUUUUGAAGAUAUAAUAGUGUGCAUAACUAGAUGUCACUUGUACAUUCUCCCAAUUUUUGAAAACAUUUUACUAAUGUCUCAUACAUUACAAAAUAUUCAAAUGUUGCAACAAUAUUACUGAAAUGUUGCAACGUUGAUGUAAUAUUAUUAAAACGUUUAGCAAGGUUGCUGCAGUAUUGCUGAAAUAUUGCAGUAACCCAGCUAAUAUUGACAUGUUGCAGUGUUACUGUAAUAUUAUUAAAAUGUCGUAACAUUGCUGUAAUAUUAUUGAAAUGUUCUGUAUUGUAUGAAAUACUUCAUUACGAAUACACACAAAUUUGGAACUAAAUGACAAUAUUCAGUAUGUACAAUUGGAUGAAGCUUUUGUGCUCGAAUCGAAUUAGUGAUGAAAAUCUAAUAGUCAUAAACUUGAAAAGAGGAUAUGAAUUUUAGGCGAUUUAAGAAUCGCAUAGUUAACGCGAAUUUCCUAUGUUUUCUUUCGUAUUUUUUCCUGUAAAAUUAAAAAAUAGAUCUUAAAAUUAUGCCAAAUAAAGAGAAAGUUACAGAUAUCUAAAGACGUUGAUUUUCCCUGAAAAUUAUGCAUUUUCCUACACUAGUAUCUUAAAUACCUUUGACUUUUUUAGAAGUGCUAAAUCGCACGUUUUAUGGGAGACUACAUCCCUAAAUCAUCUAAAAUUCAUAAUCUCCUUUAUUACAACUUAUUACUUAUAAUAUAAAAUUUUUAUGAUAUUUGUCGCGCAACGGUAGGUCUUAGAAAACAUACGAUGUCUCACAUGACACAUUUAAUUUUUGCAUGCGGUAUAAUUCAUAUAUGAAUCUCAUAAUUAAAGACGUUAGUUCUUUUCAAGUUAGCAUAAUAUAUAUAUUGUUAUAUUUAAGAUACUUCUUUGCACAUCUAUAAUAACUCAUUUAUGUGAAAUUUGCUUGUAUCUCGAUUACACUUACUUUCUUUUCUUGUUUAACAUCAUAGAGAUAUAAGAAUAGAGCGCGUGAGUUGUAUACUAGCAUAUAAGUAACUGCGAUAAAGAGAUAGAAAGAGAAAGCUAAAAUAAAGGCCCUCUCUGUCUUUGUCUAACUUCAAAACAGUACACUAGCACAUGCAGAUUGAACAAAGAUGAAGGGGCCUUUAUAUUCGGUUCUCUCUAUUUAUUCCUCUAUCGCUUUUUCGGCUCUCUUACGUACUCUAUUCUUAUAUCUCUAUGUUUAACAUAUAUACAUAUGUAUGAAAUAGGUAAACGUAAACUUAAAACUGUUUAAAUUUAGUUGUUGUUAAUUGUUAUACAUAUUGAAAAUAUUUAUAAUUUUUAUAUAAACAUUGGACAUUUCCGUUAGAGUAAUUGUGUAUAUGCUAUAUUUUGUAAUUGCUUAAUAUCAAAUGGACAAAAUCGUAUAACUCUUAAUAAUUUGUGUAAAAUCCUUCUAUUCUUACAAUCGCGGGGUUUAGUAAAUCUAUAACACCUUUGACAUUCCAGCGACAUUUAAUAACCUGGAAAACUUGCUACGCAAAUUAUAAGAAAUUAUACAAGUUCUAUCAGCUUGCAAAAAUGCAAAUGUACAACUUUUAUAAAUGUUUUACAUUUUUAUAUCAUAAAGUACACAGAAAUGUAUUCUACAACAAGAAUAAAGUCAAGAUAACACAUUUCAAAACUGAUAUUUUGAUUAUACGUAGUUCCAUACAAUUCAGAAAUAUUGCAGCAAUUUUGCAACAUUUAAAUAAUAUUGCAGAAACUUUGUCACAUUUGAGCAAUAUUGUAACAACUUUGCAAUAUUUAAAUAAGAUUGCAGAAACAUUGUAACAUUACUGAAAUAUUUUGUGCUGUAUGGGACAUUUGUUGUAACUUCCUGCAAUGUAUCACAUAUAUUGCUACGAUACAAAUGAAAGUGUCUCUGAAGUGUGAAAUUUCUUUCGAAAGUACUUUGAAAAUAAUUUUAAAUACAUAUUACUUAUACAUACUUAUUACAUUCCUUGAACGCACUAUAUACAUCUCCAUAAUCCAGAAUAUAUAUUGUGUAAUACAUUAGCGCGUAAGUAAUGAUACAAAAUUUCAUGCAGUUUAAUCGAUACGUAUAAUGUAUAUCGAGUCAUAAGGAAACAAAAAAGAUAUGCAAAUCAAAGGUAUGUGCAUCGAUUAUUACCGUCACUUUCUAAAAUUUUUUUUUGCCAAAACGCAGCGAUAGACUCCAAUUGCAUAAACUUUUUCCUAAUUGAAAACAUAUCUUAAAGUUUUGAAAGGAAUUAUAUUUUUACUUUUGUACGUUUUUGAUAUAUAUUAUUAGAGGAUAAAAAUAUGUAAAUAGUUGUAAAAUAGAAAAUACUUGAACAAAUGUAUAAUGUAAUUACUAUUAUUAGAAUAAUUGUCAAUGUCAUGUUUAGAUAAACUAUUUUCUGUAUUGUAUCAUUUUUAAUGCAUAUUAGCAAUGUGCGACGAAGAAAAAUUAUUUUAACUCUUCAGGAUUGAAGCGUUAAGCUAUUUUAUGUAUUUUUUGUGCAAAAAAUAUGUAUACAAUCACAUACAAUAUGCGUUUAAUUCUAUCAAUCGUAAAAAUUAACAAUGUAUGAAAUGAAAUAAAGAAAUGUAAUAAUACUGCAAGAAAAAAA
Monomorium pharaonis (pharaoh ant) is the source of this 6543-nucleotide messenger RNA. RefSeq names its product formin-like protein (gene Frl). Gene Ontology annotation, molecular function: small GTPase binding; actin filament binding. The transcript is spliced from 17 exons. NCBI's taxonomy places the organism in Eukaryota, Metazoa, Arthropoda, Insecta, Hymenoptera, Formicidae. The record is from RefSeq and is a predicted model, not a curated record. Gene Ontology annotation, cellular component: cytosol. Gene Ontology annotation, biological process: regulation of cell shape; cortical actin cytoskeleton organization; cell migration. Bases 530 to 3790 code for a protein of 1086 amino acids.